This is a messenger RNA of Cajanus cajan (pigeon pea), 1200 nucleotides long. Its product is annotated as alpha carbonic anhydrase 7. Gene Ontology annotation, molecular function: carbonate dehydratase activity; zinc ion binding. Lineage: Eukaryota; Viridiplantae; Streptophyta; Magnoliopsida; Fabales; Fabaceae. Gene Ontology annotation, biological process: one-carbon metabolic process. The record is from RefSeq and is a predicted model, not a curated record.
CCCUCACCAAACCUUGAAACAUUUUAAUGCUGGCAAAGUAUAUAUAUACUAUGCCUCAUCCCUUUGAUUGCAUAUAUCUGAGAACCUCAACCACCCUCUUUCAUCUUAUUCAUUAAAACUUUCCAAGUCUCAAUCUUCAUCCUUUUGAUCGAAAUUAACAUGAAGCAUCAAAGCAUAGUGUUUCUUCCGAAUUUGCUAAUACUAGUAACCAUCCUACUCCAUUCAACAACAUGGAUUAGUGCACAGGAAGUUGAGGAUGAGAGUGAGUUUGAUUACAUAAAAGGGAGUGAGAAGGGUCCCUCACACUGGGGGGAACUGAAGAAGGAAUGGGAAACAUGUAAAAGUGGCACAAUGCAAUCUCCAAUUGAUUUGUCAAGCCACAGAGUGAGAGUGGUACCAAAGUUAGGGGAACUAAAGAAGUACUAUAAGCCACAGAAUGCCACUGUCAAGAACAGAGGCCAUGAUAUUGAGGUGAAAUGGGAGGGAGAUGCGGGAUCAAUAAACAUCAACGGCACUGAAUAUUUUCUGCAUCAAGGGCACUGGCACUCACCCUCAGAACAUACCAUCAAUGGCAGAAGGUAUGAUUUGGAGCUCCACUUGGUUCAUGAAAGCAAAAGCACAAACGGAAAAGGCAAAAUUGCAGUUGUUGGAGUUCUGUUUAAGAUUGGUCGGCCCGAUCCUGUUCUCAGCAAGUUGUCAAAAUUCAUAAAAUCCAUGGUGGAUGAAGAAGGAGAAAAUAGCAUUGGGGUGAUGCAUCCCUCAGAAAUUAAACUCGGUGGCAAGAACUACUACAGAUACUUAGGUUCCCUCACUGUUCCCCCUUGCACUGAAGGUGUCAUUUGGACUAUCAAUAAAAGGAUAAGAAGUGUGUCAAGGGCACAAGUGAAGUUACUCAGAGAGGCUGUCCACGAUCAUGCAGAGAGGAAUUCCAGACCUGUACAACCACUGAAUCGACGAGAGAUACAACUCUAUGGCCCAAAACGGAAGGAGCAAAAUUAAUUAAUCACAUAAUUUAUUUUUCUUUCCAACAAUAUUUAUUUGUCUAUUCAAAAUUCUUUGAUUACUCGUGGUUCCUAUAGUCCUAUCAUGUUUCUAGUAUACCACUAGGGUUCGUCCAUGACGAGGGAUUUUGAUAGAUUGUAUCAAGUUCUAAAUUCUAUUUUCAAUGAAUUAUUAAAAUAAAAAAUCAUGUUUCUAGCA